CACACACACACACACACACACACACACACACACAAACAAGGAUACACUCUCACACACAUGGUCUUCCACACUCUCCCCAUCUCAGCCUCCUCUGUAGCCGCAUUGGAGCGAAUGCUGCUCAGGAGUAAUUCAGCCACUUAAUUUGUAGUCAUUGCAAGUUAUUGGAACAAGCUAAUUAAAAGGACUGUGAGUGUGUAUGUCUGUAGUGUGUGUGUGAGUGUAUGUGUCGACAAUUUGGAGACGAGGCAUUGGUGCUGCUGCCGCUGUACCGCGUCUCCUCGUCGACACGUCUGAGGAGCUCACGCUUCACUGUGGACCAGGAGGAGCAGGGGAGAGAAGAAGAAGAAGAGGAGGAAGUGGAGGAAGGAGAAGAGGGAGAGAGAAAGCAGGGUGGAAGGGGAUUUUAUACCACUGUACCAUCAUCUGCUCUGAAUGACAAGCGCAUAGGAAUCUGGCGCCACAGCAACUCAGCGACGUGGUAUCCGAGGAUUAGGAGACAGACCACUGGACAUAGGGACGCUCUAGAUAACAGUGAGAGGGAUGGCAGUGGAUGAGAAGCCGGGUGUAAAGAGCAGCAGCUCCAUCGUCCCCUGCUUCCUGUUUGUGGAGCUGGUGAUCAUGGCUGGGACGGUUCUUCUGGCUUACUACUUCGAGUACACGGACACCUUCCCUGUGCAUAUCCAGGGCUUCUUCUGCUACGACAAGACCUUUUCUAAACCCUACCCAGGUCCGGAUGACACCAGCAAGAUUCCUCCUGUCCUCAUCUACUCGCUUGUCACAGCCAUCCCCACCCUCACGAUUCUCAUCGGAGAGCUGUGUGCCUUCUUCACCAAGGCAGAGGGAACCCAGGAGAAGACCAUUGUCACAGCAGACUGCUGCUACUUCAAUCCCCUGCUGAGGCGCAUAAUACGCUUCCUAGGUGUCUAUGCCUUUGGCCUGUUCACCACCACCAUCUUCGCCAAUGCUGGCCAGGUAGUGACAGGAAACCAGACGCCUCACUUCCUGUCCGCCUGCCGACCAAACUACACAGCACUAGGCUGCCAGUCCACCAUGCAGUACAUUACAGAGCGCCGCGCCUGCACAGGAAACCCUUUGAUUGUCAUGUCUGCUCGUAAAUCCUUCCCAUCUAAAGAUGCAGCGCUCAGUGUCUACUCUGCAGUGUACACAGUGAUGUACGUGACGUUGGUGUUCAAGACCAAAGGCACAAGGCUGACCAAGCCCACCAUCAGCCUCACACUGCUCUGUCUGGCCAUGUUGGUGGGCGUGGUCAGGGUGGCUGAGUACCGUAACCACUGGGCAGACGUCCUGGCAGGAUUCUUCACUGGAGCAGCCAUCGCAGUGUUUUUGGUGACCUGUGUAAUAAACAACUUCCAGCAGCUGCAGCCCAGUCCUCCUCUGCCGAGACCCCAGCGCCCUGAGUCCGUGCUGGGCAUGCCCAUGGUGACGCUGCCCUGUGUGGAGAGUCCACUCGAAAAGUUAAGUGGCCCUCAGACUCCGAGUGGAUCUCCGUUCACCGAGAUCACAUGACCAUCAGCCCUAUCGGUUCCCCGCCACCCCCGAUGUCCUCAUACCAUCUCGCUCCAUUUCCAGCGAAGUCUAGACCAGCCUGAGCAGCACUCGCUGCACUGCGCCGCCCAUCCAGCUGGGCGGCACACGGCACUGCACCGCUCGUACUCUACACAGGUCUAGACCCCCAAAAACAAAUAUACUCACGCACCAGCUCUCUUAAUUCCCGGGGAACCGAUAGGAACAUUUUAGACUUUCUCUUUGCUGGAUAUCCAGUGAAGUAUGGAGACUUUGGAGCUCCCGAGUUGAACAUUGAGUACAGUGUCAGGUACAUUUCUUUUUAUUUUAUAUAUUCUAAGUAAAGGGUUUUUUUGUUUUAUUUUUACUUUUUUUUGUAUAAACUCACUGAUACAUUCAUCUUCAGUGGUUUACACUGAGAAGAAAAACCACCAGGAUUGUCCGCUUGUUUUUUUUUCCCUUUAUUUUCUACAACUGUGUGAAUGAGUUUCUCCUUGUUUGAAGAAAGCACAGGCUGAAAAGUAAACAUGACGGCGGACUCCCUGUUUGACUCCCAGGAGGACACAGCUUCGAUGUGUGCUGUCGGGAGGCUGCCAUGUUGGACCAAAGAACGCUGCUGAAGGAUGUGUGUGCUGCUGAGGUUUACCUCUAAAAACAUCCUUUUAGCAAGCCAUGCAAUCGCUGUCACACUGCACACACUCUUUUUUCUUUCCUCACUAUUUCUCUCACUCCUUGUCUCAUCCUACUGAUGCACACACAACCUUCAACAUGCUGUUGUGUGAGUGCGGCAGUCAUCUCUGUAUGAGGUUUACACUGAUCAAGGAUUUGUUUCAUAUCUCUCAGCAGACAAAAGUAAACAGGAUGAAAGUGCAAACAUCAUCACGUGGCUAUCGUCUUCACUUUUUCUCCCAGAUAGUUGCAGCUCCACCAAACUGAUGGGAUAUACAAACACAUUUGACGAGACAAAGCCCGGCUUUGACUGCAGGUGGCACAGUAGUGUCACAAAUAAAACACUUUGAGGAGCAGACAAGGAGCCUUCCUAAACAUCAGCCUUCAGACAUUGUUAGGUUUACAUUCACAUAGGAAAAGCAUCAGUUAUCCUUGAACUGGAUCAAAACUUUUAUUCCUAGAAAGAUCUCUUAAAAGCUUUUACUAAUGCAUUUAUUUAUUAACAUGUAUGUUGCCAUAAGUGUGGCAUGACAGUUUUGCUGAUUUUGAUUUGCACACUCCCUAUCAUUUUUUAUUCACCCUCCUUUUUUUCUCUGUGUUUUUAGCUCUUUUCUCUGUGAUAUGUUGAGUCAAACACAUUACAUCACUGUGCUGUAAAAUGUUUCACUCGGCUGGACAACAUACUCUCAAGAUGGACGACCUGUUUCAAAGAGCACAUGUAUAUUCAGACAUAUUUGGAAGCACACACAUGCACAAUCACACCUGUACCCCCUGACCCAGUUGUUACACUCCCUUUGCCCUUUGUCCACUUUAUAACUCCAAAACCUUUGUAUGAUAAUGUACAUAUUGUAUAUUUUUUUGUAUUGAGAGUGCAGUUUUUACACAAGCAUCACCAAACUUAAUGUUGAAAUUGGGGAAAACCUUGUAUUUAUUAUGGUGAUAUAAAGCAGUGUGUAAUGAAAGUGUUGAUGCACUUCAAUCCCACACUGGAUCGGCUUUAAAACAACCAGACAUCUCACUCUUUGUAUUGAACUGCUCACCAGCUGGUCCAUGGUUAACAUAAGAAACAUGUCUGCUGCCAGUUUAUAGGAUUUUAGGAUUUGUUUUGCAUUCACAUAGAACCAUAAACAGCAACAGAUUUGACUCUUUAUUCCCCCAUCACUUCCAUUCAUUUUAUGUUACAGCUCAAUGUAAAACUCAGCAAAGGUAGUGUAAAGCAAGCUAA
Molecule: messenger RNA, 3418 nt
Organism: Sphaeramia orbicularis (orbiculate cardinalfish)
Lineage: Eukaryota; Metazoa; Chordata; Actinopteri; Kurtiformes; Apogonidae
Gene: plppr2a
Product: phospholipid phosphatase related 2a
Exons: 8
Coding region: 541-1527 (328 amino acids)
Biological process (GO): phospholipid metabolic process; signal transduction; phospholipid dephosphorylation
Cellular component (GO): plasma membrane
Molecular function (GO): phosphatidate phosphatase activity
Source: RefSeq, a predicted model, not a curated record